GCAAAACAUUGAAGUCGUGAGCAGUGAAACCAUAAUGGAACAUAAGUACAAGAAGAGUAAGGAAUAUUUUGGAAGUUUGGGAGAUUUAGAAAGUGAUUGGGUAGAAAAUACUAAGUCAGAAUUCAAAGACGGUACAGCAUAUCUAGAAUGGUUAGAGCGACAACUUCCAUAUCUAGAGGAAUUUGAAUCCAGUGACGCGGUUCAUUACUACUUUUUCCGGAGCUGGAGCAAACAGGGAUCAUACUUUCCCGAGAUGGAACCUUUAAUUGAAAAGGAAACUGAAGAGGGAGAUAGUGUAAGUUUGACAGAUGACGAUGCUGAUGGAGCAGUGAAGGAAACGAAAGAGGUGUGGGAAAAUGGAACCAAGCCGGAAUUCAGAGACGGGAAACAACUCGUGGAGUGGCUUGAAAGAAAAUUGCCGUAUCUGGAGCCAUUUGCUCCCGAUGACGCUGUACAUUACUAUUUCAACAGACAGUGGAGUCGGCAGAAAUCUGAACUUAAACUCGAGAUUUUAGUUGAGGUAGACGAUGAAGACGAGAUUGAAGCAGGCAAUCAUAGAGAUGACAAUAGCUUAGAGGACAAAGAUGACAGAAAUCCUUACAUCAAAAUGAUGGCAAGCCCUUUGGUUCUGGAAGGAUUUAAUCUUAAGAAAUCUGAGUCUCAUGGAGAUGACACCCAAAGAAAUGCUACUAAGAAGGACACGCUUAUGCUGCAGUUUACAAAUGGUGGCGAUUCUCCGUUUGGUGAUAAAAUGUUAAGCAGUGUCAAGAUAGCAAAAAUCCAAUCUAAGCUCCACCCAUUUCUACAGAAGAAAGAACCUAAGUACAAGAAGAGUAAGGAAUAUUUUGGAAGUUUGGGAGAUUUAGAAAGUGAUUGGGUAGACAAUACUAGGUCAGAAUUUAAAGACGAUACAGCAUACCUAGAAUGGUUGGAACGACAACUUCCAUAUCUAGAGGAAUUUGAAUCCAGUGAUGCGGUUCAUUACUACUUUUUCCGGAGCUGGAGCAAACAGGGAUCAUACUUUCCCGAGAUGGAACCUUUAAUUGAAAAAGAAAUUGAAGAGGAAGAUGUAAGUUUGACAGACGACUAUGCUGAUAGAGCAAUGGAGGAAACUGAAAGGGUGUGGGCAAAUGGAACAAAGCCAGAAUUCAAAGACGGGAGACAACUCGUGGAAUGGCUGGAAAGAAAAUUAUCAUAUUUUGAGCCAUUUGCUCCCGAGGACGCUGUGCAUUACUAUUUCAACAGACAGUGUAGUCGGCAGAAAUCUGAACGUAAACUCGAGAAUUUAGUUGAGGAAGACGAUGAAGACGAGAAUGAAACUGUUGACCAGUGCAAGAAUAGUGAUGACAAAAACUUAGAGAACAAAGAUGACAGAAAUGCUUACAUCAAAAUGAUGGCGAGCCCGUUGGUUCUGGAUGGAUUUAAUUUUAAGAAAUCUGAGUCACAUGGAGAUGACACCCAAAGGAAUGCUAACAAGGAGAACGACACGCUUAUGAUGCAGUUAACCAAUGGAGACGAUUCUGUAAUUGGUGAUGAAAUGUUGAGCAGUGUCAGAAUAGCAAAGAUGCAAUCUAAGCUCCAUCCAUUUCUUCAGAAAAUUAAUAUGGGAAAGAGAGAUCAUUUCUCAAAUGAGAAGAAAGGAAAGAAAAUGAAGACCAGGAAGACGCUGUCUUCAUUUUUUCGUCGUGUGUUUGGCUGAAGUCUGAGACAUCUGUAAAAGAAACUAUAUAGACAGAGAAUUAUUGAAUUAUUAUUUAUAAGUUUUUGAAUUGUUGUAAUACAUAAUACCACCUGAUUGAACAUAAAGA
Molecule: messenger RNA, 1808 nt
Organism: Saccostrea cuccullata (small rock oyster)
Lineage: Eukaryota; Metazoa; Mollusca; Bivalvia; Ostreida; Ostreidae
Exons: 18
Coding region: 35-1699 (554 amino acids)
Source: RefSeq, a predicted model, not a curated record